UCCGCCCCCACCGGAUGGCAAACGAUGGACAAGACGGUCCGCGAGAUCGACGAAGCGAAGGUUCGAGGGCCCAAGGAAGAUAUUGACACACUUCUCGUCUUUGCUGGUUUGUACUCCGCAGUUCUGUCCGCCUUCCUCGUCGCAGUCUACGUCAGUCUGCUACCAGAUCCCAGCACCCAGGUCAUAUACUUGCUUGAAGAAAUUGCCGGAAAAAAGCCACGUGAACCGCCACCCUUCGUUGCCCCAGAAUGGGCCGUUCAUGUCAACGGACUCUGGUUCGCAUCCCUCAUCAUCAGCCUUGCGACUGCAUCCUUUGGCAUGCUUGUUAAGCAGUGGCUACGGGAAUACCUUGCUGUCGAAGGGACAUCUCCGCAAGAGCGCCUCCGUACGCGGCAGUACCGCAAGCCGGAAUUGGACAAAUGGAAAGUCUACGAGAUCGCUGCUGUACUACCCAUGCUUCUCCAACUCUCCUUAGGAUUAUUCUUCAUCGGCCUG
This is a messenger RNA of Phanerochaete carnosa HHB-10118-sp, 495 nucleotides long. RefSeq lists its product as uncharacterized. The annotation marks the transcript as partial. NCBI's taxonomy places the organism in Eukaryota, Fungi, Basidiomycota, Agaricomycetes, Polyporales, Phanerochaetaceae. The record is from RefSeq and is a predicted model, not a curated record. The transcript is spliced from 2 exons.